GUCAAGAACACGCUAAUCGAAAAAAUCACAUUCUAUAAAUAUUAGACUCUUGCUUCUUCUAUUUGUAACUCGUAUUACAGUGUUCUCGAUCUUAUCUUCUUCUUCAUCUCCCGGUUACUCUGAUUAGCAGAGAUUCUCUGCAAAGUUUAGACACAUAUUAACGGUUUGAUUCUGUAUACAAGAAACAGAACAUCGAGACCUGAUUAAAACCCUAAUAUCUCUCUCGACGACAACGACACGGAAUGUAAUAAGGAAGAAGCUACAAAAGCAAUUAAAAUUGCAGAGAGAAAACUUUCAGAGAACGACUACAACGGAGCGAAGAGAUUCGCUGGAAAAGCUAAGACUUUGUAUCCAACCCUCGAUGGUUUGGAACAGAUCUCAACGAUGGUCGAUGUUUACAUCUCUGCAUCGAACAAGACAAACGGAAGUGAAUCGGAUUGGUAUGGGAUUCUCGAUGUUGAUCCUUUGGCCGAUGAAGAAGCCGUCAAAAAACAGUACAAGAAGUUAGCACUUUUGCUUCAUCCGGACAAGAACAGGUUUAAUGGAGCGGAAGGCGCGUUUAAGCUGGUUUUAGACGCUUGGUCUCUGUUAUCUGACAAGGCUAAGAGAGCUGUCUAUGAUCAGAAGAGGAAAAGGAAAGAAGCUAAAGAGAAAAAGAGUGAACCAAAGCCUCCUCCUCCUGCUGCUGCUAGAGAAAAUCCAAAGAGGGCUUUCAAAAAAACGGAAAAGAGAGCACGGCAGGAGCCAGGUGCUUGUAACGUGGAUGGCAAGGCGAAAGAAGCCUCAUCGAAAAAGAAGAAAGUUAGUAGUACCUUUUGGACAAUGUGCACUCAUUGCUUGACGUACUCCGAACAUGUGAGAGCUCAUAGUCUUGACAAGACCUCGCUUUGUCCAUUCUGCCAUGGGAUUUUCGUCGCGACGGAGAAGUUUCCAGAGAUGGUCAAUGGGAAGCCAUUCAUCAGAUUCGCUCCUCCUCGCCAACAAGUUACCUUUUGGACAAUGUGCACUCAUUGCUCCACAUACUCUGAGCAUGUGAGGGCUGGUCAUCUUGACAAGACCUUGCCUUGUCUAUUCUGCCAUGGACUUUUCGUUGCUACAGAGAGCUUUCCAGAGAUGGUCAAUGGGAACCCAUUCAUAAGAUUUGCUCCUCCUACCCCCAAGCCUCAAGCAACAAGCGGAAGCACAAGUGAUACUCCAAACUCUACUCAUGAGGCAGACAUGCAUUUCAAGAAGCCGAUGGCAACAGGACAUCCACACUCUAGAUUUGAAGAUCUAAACUCUACUCAUGAAGCACAGAGGCUUUUUUCAAGAAGCGGACGGACAGGUGUGAAAUAAGAAGUAAGAGAUCAGAAGUUAAAGAAGUUAUGCUACAGUAAUUUUCACUAGUUGUCUCACGUUUCAAAGUUGAAACAAGAAUGAAUAAUCUUACUAAUACUAACCGAUACAUAUCUUUCUCCAUUCUCUCAAUCCUAGAUAGCUUUUACUUAAUCUUGAAAAGUUGUCUGGAAUCUGUAUAUGGUUCUGCUAAGAAGGUGGUAGAUCUUAGCAGAGCUAAUCAGUCAGUAGUUUAGAUAAAUAUUAGUUCAUCUACCUUUUUAUUAAAUACUCCGACGGUGAGAUGACUUGUAUGUAUCUGAUAAACCCAUAUCGGACACAAGAGAUGAUAUAUAUUUAAUGUUUCACAUGAAUUGCGGUUUGUGAUCACAAUAUGAGAGAAGAGCCAGUUGGUAAAGCUCCACAUGUACUCUCACAGAAGAGGUUACGAGAUGGAUCCAAUAAGAGUAAAGAGAACAUCCCCAACUUGUAACGUGCAGAGCAGGGAUUACAUGAGGGGUUUAGGAUUAG
Molecule: messenger RNA, 1845 nt
Organism: Brassica napus (rape)
Lineage: Eukaryota; Viridiplantae; Streptophyta; Magnoliopsida; Brassicales; Brassicaceae
Product: dnaJ-related protein rsp1-like
Exons: 1
Coding region: 385-1335 (316 amino acids)
Source: RefSeq, a predicted model, not a curated record